CCUGACACACACACACACAUAAACACACACACAGAGCCUCCCUGCGCUCAGCUCAAGCCCUCUUAAAGCUGUUUUUCUGCUGGAGAUCAGCUAACGACACACAGCUGCUUCUCCCGGAGACAGAAGGACAAGAGGAGGGAGGGGAGAACGAGGAGAGAGGAAAACAAAACCGCCUGCAGCCUCUUAACUUCUGUGUCUCUGCUGCAGCUCGUUCCUCUGCAGGGACUGUUUUCUGCUCGAGUUCAGGACUUUUUUUUAAAAGAAGAGGUUGGAGGUUGGAGUUCGCAUGCCAUAAUCGGAGUGAAUGGGUUGCCAUGGUUACUCACCCAGGGAGCUUGACCCGUGCUGAGUGAAUGGAGGGAGCGCCAAGUGAGCGAUAAACUAACGGAGGGGAGUCACCAGAGAGAGAGAGAGAGAGAGGAAGAGGAGAGAGAGAGAGAGGAAGAGGAGUGGUGGAUAACAGAGGAGCAGAGCAGAGGUUGAGAAUGGAGGACGGCUUUUCCAGCUACAGCAGCCUGUAUGACACCUCAUCACUGCUGCAGUUCUGCAACGAUGACAGUGCAUCAGCUGCCAGCAGUAUGGAUGUGACCGACCGCAUCGCCUCCCUGGAGCAGAGAGUCCAGAUGCAGGAGGAUGAGAUUCAGCUGCUGAAGUCCGCUCUGGCCGAUGUGGUGCGCCGGCUCAAUGUGUCUGAGGAGCAGCAGGCCAUGGGGUCACGCAGAGGACCCACCAAAGCCAGGCCAAUGAUUGCCACCUUACCGUUACGGCCCACAGUCAACAAUGGGAAUGUCCUACCAAAGAAAGGCAGCGGCACUCUGCCCUCCCCAUCUGGACCAGGGUCCAGGAAGGAUACCAGCACGCCCGCCAACAAGAGCACAGUGAGGAGGACCAACUCAAACGAACACGUGGGAACUCUUACGCGGAAAGACUCGGGCGAGUCCAAGAGCAACCGGACUCGGGCCGGAUCCACCGGCAGCAAUUCCAGCGGCAAAAGAAGCGAAAGCAAACAGAGGGAUCCCGUGUUCAAUGCAGAGGAGGGUUAUGUGAGAAUGUACUUGAAGGGUCGUCCUAUCACCAUGUACAUGCCCAAAGAGCAGGUGGACAGCUACUGCCUGGAGGCCCGAGCCGAGCUGCCCAGCAACAAGCUCAAACUGGACUGGGUUUAUGGUUACCGUGGUCGAGACUGUCGCUCCAACCUCUACUUGCUGCCCACUGGAGAAACGGUGUAUUUCAUCGCCUCAGUCGUCGUCCUGUUCAACGUGGACGAGCAGCUGCAGAGACACUACACAGGACACACAGACGACAUCAAAUGCCUGGCAGUCCAUCCUGAUAAAAUCACCAUAGCAACCGGGCAGGUGGCAGGAACCUCUUCAGAUGGUAAACAGCUGGCUCCUCAUGUCCGUGUGUGGGACUCCGUCAGCCUCAACACUCUGCAUGUUCUGGGCUCAGGAUUCUUUGACCGAGCUCUGGUCUGCCUCGCUUUCUCCAAGUCGAACGGAGGAAACACACUGUGUGUCGUAGACGAUUCUAAUGACCACGUGCUCUCCGUGUGGGAUUGGCAGAGAGAGGACAGACUGGCUGAGGUCAAGUGCUCCAAUGAGUCGGUGUUUGCUGCAGACUUUCACCCGACAGACAGCAACAUCAUAGUGACCUGUGGGAAGUCCCAUCUGUACUUCUGGAGCCUGGAGAAAGGAACGCUGGUCAAAAAGCAAGGCCUGUUUGAGAAACAGGAGAAGCCCAAGUUUGUGUUGUGCGUGACCUUUGCAGAAAAUGGAGACGCCAUCACUGGGGACUCAAGUGGGAACAUCCUGGUGUGGGGGAAAGGCACUAAUCGCAUCAGCCACGUCAUCCCAGGAGCUCACGAGGGCAGCAUCUUCACUCUGUGCAUGCUGAGGAACGGAACGCUGGUGUCUGGAGGGAAAGACCGCAGACUGGUGUCCUGGGACAGUGGCUACCAGCAGAUACAAACGGUGGAGGUGCCGGAGUUGUUCGGUCCAAUCCGGACCAUAGCGGAGGGUAGAGGCGAGUCUGUGCUCAUCGGGACCACCAAGCACUUUGUUCUGCAGGGCAGUUUGGACGGAGAUUUCAUACCAAUAACACAGGGUCACACUGAUGAGUUGUGGGGUCUGGCUGUUCACCCUGGGAAGCCUCAGUUCCUCACCUGUGGCUUCGACAGGCAGGUCUGCCUGUGGGACUCCAGCUCCCAUCAGCUCAUCUGGACUAAGAGCAUGGAGGAUUCUGCCCAAUCAGCCGGCUUCCACCCAUCUGGAGCUGUGGUUGCUAUAGGAACCCAAACUGGCAGGUGGCUGGUGUUGGACACUGACUCCAAAGAUCUCGUCACAGUUCACACAGACGGGAAUGAACAGCUCUCUGUUAUGAGCUUUGGACCUGACGGUAACUUCCUGGCCAUCGGUUCCCACGACAACUACAUCUAUAUCUAUGCUGUGGCAGAAAAUGGGAGGAAGUACAGCCGAGUGGGGAAGUGUUCGGGUCACUCUAGCUUCAUCACUCAUCUGGACUGGUCAGUGGACUCCCAGUACCUGGUUUCAAAUUCAGGGGACUACGAGAUACUGUAUUGGAUCCCAUCAGUGUGUAAACAGGUGGUCAGUGUGGAGACCACCAGAGACAUCGAGUGGGCCACCUACACCUGCACUCUGAGCUUUCACGUCUUUGGCUUGUGGCCCGACGGCUCAGAUGGCACCGACAUCAACGCCGCCUGCAGGUCCAACGAUAAGAGCCUGCUGGUUACUGGGGACGACUUUGGGAAAGUUCAUUUGUUCUCACACCCCUGCUCACAGUUCAGAGCUCCCAGCCAUGUUUACGGCGGCCACAGCAGCCAUGUAACCAACGUGAACUUCCUUUAUGAUGACAGCUACCUGGUGUCGACCGGAGGGAAGGACAUGAGCGUGAUGCAGUGGAGGAUAGUCUGAGGGAGCAGACAGAAACGUACACUCUAUUUACGUCUGUCUCUUACUGCUGCCUCUUACUGGGCCUGAGAGCCAGCAGAGGCAAACUGAACUGCACUAACAUGAAGCGAACCAAACUUAAAUUAAUUCAGAGGCUAAAAACAAAAAGGUGGAGCUGCCUGAACUGAAGAGGACCCUGAGGUUUGCUUCCUGAGAUGAACUGUCGGAGCUGUAAUGGGCAGUUGUGUGAAAUACAAAAAAAAAACCCUGAACUUUUCUGCUUUUCUUUACUCACGCUACAUGUAAAAUACUCUCACCUACCUUCACCUACACACCAAUGACAUGAAACAAAACAGAUCCAACAAUUCUAAUCCACCUAAACAGAACCAAAGGCUCUGAUUUUCAGACUGCAUUGAGCAGCUCUUGUGUCGUGCACACUGCUGCCACAGAUAGCGGACUAAAAGAUUCAUUUUCAGAAUGAAUAUCACUCAUCCCAGAGCAUAAGAACAAAAACUGUGUACAGAAAGAAAACUGUUUCUUUUAUGUUUUAUUUAACAACUCAGGAAAGCACUAGUGGAGCAGGUUAACAUUGACAUAUCAGAACAAGCCCUAAACAUAUCUCACUACUACAUUUUAGGAAUAUUCACAUUUUGUAGGACAUAGUAAAAACAAAAUCCAGUCAGAUUCCUUUAUCCAUCUCAGUGUUUGGAUUUUACCUGUUCUUGCAACAUUAUCUUAACAUUUCCUACAUUUAUUGUGCUUCCUGGUCUUGAAAAAAGACACCUUUUCUAUUAUUUAUUGACAGCAAGUUUAAUCCUUCACUGCCAAUUUUAGUUCCCUUUUGUCUUCCCAACAAAAAAAAAUCCCUUUUGAGACACUGAUGUGUAAAUAAACUGAGAAGCUUGAAACUGAUUUGAGACAGGUUUGGGUGAAUCUACAGUAUUUGAAACUGUUUCAGAGUUUUGGAAUGAGUUGUUGUAUCUUAUUUGCCUUGAUUUGCCAGGGAAGUAAAAAUGAAGCAUGUUUGGGUUUUUUUCUUUUUUUUAAAUGAUGUGAAGCCUUUUCAAAUCUGUAUCUAUAUGCAUUUACUGCACCAAGAUGAGUGAAGGAAAGAGAAGGCUGAGACCAUUACACUGUAACUAUUUACGUCCGAUGUGCACCAUCAGAUACUUUUUAGUGAACUGAACCUUUUCAGGUGUUUUUAUUUUUUAACUUAAAUGCACUGCUUCUGCCUUUUUAACACACACAGCAGGUCCAUUCACCUACAGUACAGUAGAACAAGAAAAUCAUCAUUUAGCACUUACUGGAGCUUUUCAUGAACUGGUGAUGAUAACUUUCAACUUUUUGUAAACACGACACACUCCCCAUCAAAUGGUUGACAAUAAGCCAAUUAACACACAUACACGUUUACUCAAGAUUGCUUUGAUUUGGUUUCAGCAACCGCCAUUGAUAUAAGGAAUUCCAUUGUUGUUGUUAAAGUUGCAUGAUUUAUAGUUUCCUUGCAAGGAAAAAAAAACACUGAAAUCUUCUAACAGCAGUGAUAUAAAGUCAACUUUCUGCAGGGUGAUUGUAACAUGAUCUGUCUUAUCACUAAACACUUGAGGCUACAGAAUACCACUGAAACAUUAAACAUUUGUCUGAAUUGAAAUGCAAAAUCAAAUCCCUUUGAGGCUGUGUCUUGUAUUUUCCACUUGACGACAUUUUACUUCAUUUUCUUUCUUUUCUUUAACCUGGUAUCAGUAUCUGUCCCGGGUGAUCGCAUAAGACCUGGACAGCCUAAAGUACUGGUAAACAGGAUUAAGAUCUGAUCACACAGGCUGCAUACAGAGGUCGUCUUUCCAUUUGUUGGGCAGUGUAAACCAGAGACUGUAUAUUAAGAUGGACAGAGAAACAGUUUCUUGGGAGUGAGGCCAACAUUUUAAUUUUAUUUAGAGCUCCCACUGCUGACUAGCUGGACCAUUGGUCACAAACCCCGCCUCUUCCAUUUUAACAGACGGGCUAUGGGUCAAAUUAUAAAAUACAUGUCAAAUAAAAAUAAUUUCACACACACAUUGGACUUUCCAUAAAUGUGAGUGUCUGCUCCAAACCAACACAAGAAUAUUUGCUGCUGUGAACUGUAUAGACUUGAUAUUUUAUAUGUAAAUGAAAUGUGCGCUUCGGUUACAGAAGGGGCGUGGCAUCAAUUCCACGGUUCCACCAACCAGCUCUCAGUAUUGGCUCCAAAUUGCAUCACCAGUGCAACAUGUCAGCACCUGUCGCAGGGUCACUUUUGCAUCAUUUUACACAUUAAGGAGCGCCUACUCUCCCUGUUUCAAUGGCAACAAUCGUGUGGAGUAACAGACCACUCUGCUCUCAUGUUUGAUUAUCAUUUCUUUGCUGUGUCUCAUGGAACUUUAUAUUUUUCAAAUUUCUCAUUUCAUUCCAACAGGUGAAGACGAAAUAUAUGCAUUAAAGUCAGGUGUGCACCAAAAUACA
Messenger RNA from Labrus mixtus (cuckoo wrasse), 5381 nucleotides. RefSeq names its product EMAP like 1 (gene eml1). The coding region runs from base 486 to 2930 and encodes 814 amino acids. Gene Ontology annotation, biological process: microtubule cytoskeleton organization. Lineage: Eukaryota; Metazoa; Chordata; Actinopteri; Labriformes; Labridae. Gene Ontology annotation, molecular function: microtubule binding. Gene Ontology annotation, cellular component: mitotic spindle. The transcript has 22 exons. The record is from RefSeq and is a predicted model, not a curated record.